AUGGCUCUCUUCUUCGAUUCAUGGGGGACUGAAAUGUUGGCUCUCCUGACAACUAUUAUUGCGAUUCUUUACGUCACAUUUAAAAUCAAUUAUACAUACUGGAAGAAGAAAGGUUUGCCAUAUUUGGAGCCAACUUUCCCGCUGGGGAAUGCCUGGAACACGACACUAAUGAGGAAGAACCCUAGCGAGGAUCUGCGGGACAUCUAUUUAGAAACAGAUGGCAAGGAUGUCGUCGGUAUUUACGCAUUAAACUACCCUGUCCUCGUUGUGCGGGAUCCAGAGUUGAUCAAAACAAUUCUAGUAAAGGAUUUCAACCACUUUCCCGACCGGGGCAUCUACAUCGACGAGGAGACAGAUCCCCUGUCGGUACACCUUUUCUUCCUCAGUGGCCCCAAGUGGCGGUCUCUGCGCCAGAAGCUGACACCCACAUUCACGUCGGGAAAAAGGCGCGCCAUGUUCGGUAUAGUGCGCGACAAUGCACGCAUUCUGGUUGACGUCACACCUGUGGGCAUUGUUGUGGAAGUCCGCGAGCUGGUUGCCCGCUACACUACUGACGUCAUCGCAUCCUGCGCUUUCGGCAUCGACAUCGACAGUCAGCACAAACCAGAGGCGGAGUUCCGUCAGUGGGGGCUGCGCUUCUUCAAGCCAUCCCUGCGUACCUUCUUGACUCUGUCUCUGGGCUUCUCUAAUCCCAAACUGCGCAAACUGCUGCCUGUACCCUUCACGCCAAAGGAUGUCGCAGAGUACUUCACACGCGUCGUCAAUGACACAGUCAAACACCGAGAGGAGACAGGUGUCAUUAGGAAGGACUUCUUACAGUUGAUGAUUCAGCUGAAGAAUAAAUGA
This is a messenger RNA of Schistocerca piceifrons (Central American locust), 846 nucleotides long. Its product is annotated as cytochrome P450 6k1-like. The transcript has a single exon. The record is from RefSeq and is a predicted model, not a curated record. Gene Ontology annotation, molecular function: heme binding; iron ion binding; oxidoreductase activity, acting on paired donors, with incorporation or reduction of molecular oxygen, reduced flavin or flavoprotein as one donor, and incorporation of one atom of oxygen. NCBI's taxonomy places the organism in Eukaryota, Metazoa, Arthropoda, Insecta, Orthoptera, Acrididae. The coding region runs from base 1 to 846 and encodes 281 amino acids.